ACUUCAAUUGGACGGAGUGAUAUGGAGGUGAAGGAGAUAGUAUAAGCAGGAGAGAAGGAAGAUACAGUAUAACAGUGGAGAGUGUUUUUUUUUACAGGGGAGAUUGUUACCCUAGGGGGAAGGUGGGUAAUUAUUACCCCUUUUUAAGGAAAUAGAUUACCCCACUAAUUAAUUACCCUUGAUCCAUACUAAAAAAAAAAUCCAAAAAUUUUACUCAUGUAUUUUUUCCCCCUCCCAUUACACCCAUUCCAGGCAUUCCUUCAAAAUAAUGAUGUCAGACUUAGAGCCAAAUUUGCUCUAAUAAAAUGAAAAGCAGAUUUGCAAUCACCUCGUCCACCUGACCUCACCGGAGCGCUGUGUUUGAUGGUUCAUUAUUUCAAUUCGCCCCACGACCUGAGCCCAUUACACGAAAAAAAAAAUGGCAAAAGAAAAAAGUUGCUUCAACCAAGACGGAAAUUAAAACUUCAUAAAACUUGAGAACUUCACUCUCAUUUGUUUGAUUUUCCACUCCAGAAUCCAGAUCUCAUCUGAGAGAAACACGCCAAAAUCACAUUGUUUUUCUCCAUUUCUCCACAUCAAUGGCGGACGAUUAAACUAAACCUAAACUAAUACUCCUCACUCUUUCUCUUUCUCUUAAUCUCUCCUACUUUCUCAGAAACCGUCGAAAAUGGGAGUAGAAAUCGCAAGCGAAGUAUGGGAGCUAAAUCCGUCGUUUUACUUAUUCAUUAUCGUCGCUUCAUUCCUAUCAAUUUUCCUCCUACCUCACUUCUCCAAUCGAACGACGUCUUCUGCUUCCGACACCAAUGUCAUUUAUUCCUCUUUAUCCUUCUUCAAAUUCCAGCGGAAAUUCCUCCUUCUCUAUUCUCUCUCCUCAGUGCUGGAAGGUUUAUGGUUGGUGAACGGAGAGUAUGAAAUUGUAAAUUAUGGACUGACUAAACAGCAGAUGAUAGUGUUGCUAUCUUCUGGAUGUUUAGCUUCGCUUAUUCUCGGCACCUUUUUAGGAAUAUUUUCUGAUGCUUUAGGCCACAAGAAAUUAUGUCUUCUAUUUUCCAUCCUACAUUUGAUCAUGGCUGUGUGGAAAACACUUGCAGCUCAUCCUGCUAUUUGGAUAGUCUGCCUCUGCUUGUCUCUCGCCAGUUCCAUUUUUACGUUCAGUUUCGAAAGUUGGAUGGUGGUUGAACAUGAUAAGCAAGGGUACAGGCAAGAUGCAUUGAAUGAUACUUUUUGGUUGAUGAGUUUUUUUGAGUCAACAUCUUUGAUAUUAAGCCAAGUUCUUGCAAACUGGGCUCUAGGCCAUGGUUCUAUGAGGGGUUUCAUUUCUCCUUCAGUAAUAACUGUGCUCUUGGCAUCUGUCAAUCUUGUUUUCACCAUCAGAGGAUGGCCAGAAUCAUCAGCUAGGGGAAAGUUUAAGGAACAUAGAGCAGCGUUUAUUGUGUUUUUUUUUGGAGAUAAACGGGUAUGGCUAUUGGGAUGUGCCCAAGCUUGCCUUCACUUCUCUGCUGCUGUAUUCUGGAUUUUAUGGGCACCAACUAUAGUGGCUGAUGGUCGUGAAGUGCAAUUAGGGUUUAUGUAUCCAUGUUUUUUGGGUGCAAGGAUGCUCGGAAUCACAAUUUUUCCAUGGACCCUGAGUGGAUUGCUAUCACUUCGUGUCGAAGAUUGCUUAUUGUAUGAAUUCAUCGCUGCUGGGGUUAUCCUGGCUAUUGUAGCAUACGAUUACCAGGAAAUAGGAGUAUUUGUUGCACUUUUCUGCUUAUUCCAGGCUGUUGCUGGCCUUAUAUUGCCAACUAUUGCCCGGCUGAGGACCAUGUAUGUGCCAAAUGAGUUCCGUGCAGGGAUGAUAAGUUUGUCUCUGGCUCCAGCAAAUGCUGCUAUCUUGUGUGUUCUAAUCCAGGGUGGCUAUUACAGGAACGCCAACAAUUCCACUAUAACUGCCUUUGCUGCCCUGGGCUUAUUUUUGGCCGCAGGUUGCAUGUACAUGUUGAAGCAUUUGGGCAAACAGCCUCAUCAGAGCUGGCACAAACAAUGAUCCUAGCAUUGCCUUUUUUUUGAGGUUAAUGCUGAUGGAG
Chenopodium quinoa (quinoa) is the source of this 2066-nucleotide messenger RNA. RefSeq names its product molybdate-anion transporter-like. Lineage: Eukaryota; Viridiplantae; Streptophyta; Magnoliopsida; Caryophyllales; Amaranthaceae. Gene Ontology annotation, biological process: molybdate ion transport. Gene Ontology annotation, cellular component: membrane. Bases 668 to 2026 code for a protein of 452 amino acids. The record is from RefSeq and is a predicted model, not a curated record. Gene Ontology annotation, molecular function: molybdate ion transmembrane transporter activity. The transcript has 9 exons.